GCUGGGCCAUCUUAUGGUAAGAAGAUGAUGACAGGACACCUUGCAUCCCAGGGGAUACAUGCAGCAGAGUCUCAAGGGUUGGUGGCCCAUAUCACCAUGCCCGUCAGAAGCUCAUCAGUACUGGAGUAUGGCAUGUGGGAGCAGGUGCGUGUUGACCAUGGGACUGAAUUCUACUCGUCCUUGUAUGUACAAGAGAAGAAUGCAGACUUGCGCUGUAACCAACACCGACAACCAUAUAUUCAAACCCAGUCAAAAAGGAAUCACAAGUUUGAGAGGAUGGGGCCGGAGGAUGUUUGAGAUUGGAAAAAAUAUUUUGUUUGUUCUAAUGUUAUAUAUCUCUUCGUGUAUUUAAGGAGAAGUAUUUAGGGGACCUUUUAACGGUGUAAAUAAUGGUAAAUUGCGACUUCGUCUACUGUUUACCUGGUCUAAUUGGCAGUAGAUCAAAAGAGUAUAUGCCCCCUGUCAUCUGUCAGACGAUGUGACAACGGAUAUUUGCUUAUUUCAGUGUAUAAAUUUAUAAUGCACGUUUUUUUAUUUCUAGUUUAUAGAAAAUUGAAAUUUUGUUAUAAUAGAGCGAGCACUUGUAACAGGUGACUGUUGUAUAUGAAAUAAACAAUGCAUUGUGGAUGAAAGACGAA
Molecule: messenger RNA, 638 nt
Organism: Priapulus caudatus
Lineage: Eukaryota; Metazoa; Priapulida; Priapulimorpha; Priapulimorphida; Priapulidae
Source: RefSeq, a predicted model, not a curated record